Molecule: messenger RNA, 1941 nt
Organism: Mesorhabditis belari
Lineage: Eukaryota; Metazoa; Nematoda; Chromadorea; Rhabditida; Rhabditidae
Source: the annotation of a GenBank genome assembly
AUGAACGAGACGGACUCUCGGGAUCGAGCUCUCAUUGCGGUGAUCAUUUCGGCGAGUGUUGUCGUCAUUCUUGGAGUUGGCAUUACACGCUUUAAGGUAACCGAGCGAAUCACCCCAAAUUUCACCCACGUCCGCCAACAGGCCGACCAGGCACUCGCCAACGAAAUGUGGAACAACCAAAUGUUGAACAAUAAUUCAGAAGCAGCGAUUGUUGCAGCUCUCCACAAUCACUAUUCAAAGUUGCUUAAAGGAUUUCAAGCAAUUCGCUACACUCAACCGAAAACGGAUAUUGUUUAUCUAUUGAACAUGAUCACAACAACAGGCGAUUCCCGAGAAACUGAUGUGACUGCAUGGGAAUCAGUUGCCUAUUUCCUGCCGGCUGUCCUCGUUACCGCUUACAUCUAUUCAAUUGCAGCGAAAAUGAUCAGAAAUUGGGUGAAAGGAUUCUUUGAUCCAUCUCAAGCCUCGGAAAGAUACACGAUUGACUACGAUCCAAUUGUGGAGUUCGGCGAGUUUAGCGACGAUUUCACCAAUCCAUCGCGGUGUCGGGAGAAAAUCCUGACCGGUGCCCCAGCCGAAUUGUCGCCAUUGAUGGGACAAGUGGGACUGAUUGGAGCAAUUCCAAAAGAAGAAACGGUUCCCAGCAUUCUUUUCAUAAUCUGCCUCACCAUUUACAUCAUUGCCGGCACUAUUCUCGUCGUCGCUUACAAAGAAUACGACUUUUUCACGGCAUUUAUCUCUUUUGUGCGAUUUAUUGCAUUCAUCGAGUCAUUCAGUGUACUCGAUACGAUUGGUGGAUAUCUUGUGCUUUGCAUGUGUUACGGAGGACAGGCUCACGGGAUUGAGGUUUGUCUGGGUCGGCUUGAUCGUUCUCAUCACGAUCCACUCUCAAUUGAUGAUUCAUAUGUGAAUGCUAGACACCAAAAGAUCAUCCUCGCGUGGAACGCGUUUUUCGGUGCCGAUCCUUUCUUUCUUCGUCGUGAUCAAUGUUCUUUAAAUGGUACGUGUUUCUUGACGACAGAUCGACGUUUCAUUCGUUUAGCCGAUGUGGUGGCUUUUCAUUCACGAGAUAUGAACGAUUUACCGCAUCCAAUGUAUAGAAAGCAGCAUCAAAUCUAUCUCUUUUGGACGAUGGAAGCUCGUGAGAAUGUUGGAUAUUUCAAAUUUUCUCGUGAUUAUUUCAAUCGCACAAUGUCCUUCUCAACUCAUUCCGAUAUCCGAUUAACAUAUGGUGGAAUCGAAUUUGUGAAAAAAUCAGCAUUUGAUGGAACGUCUUCUCGAACUCUUCAGCCAACAAAAAACUACCCACUUCCAUCAUUCGAUUCGUUUGUAAACAAAACAAAAUCGAUUUUCGGUCUUGUUUCGAAUUGUCCUUACUUGGGAGAUGACAGGAGAUGGGAAAUCAUUGAAAAGAUUCAAAGAGAAUACCCGGUUGAUAUGUUCGGUAGCUGUGGUCGGAAAAGACAAUUCAAGAACUUUUGUGCAAAAGGCCGACCAGAUUGUGACGAAGUGGUGAAGAAAGAGAUUGAGAAACGACUCUUUCACUUCGUUUUCGAGAACAGCGAUUGCUUUGGGUAUGUGACCGAGAAAACGUACAGGAGAAUUGGAUAUGAUUCGAUUCCGAUCGGACUUCGGAGAGCUGUUUAUGAAGAAGUAGAUCUGCCCACCAGUGCUUUCAUUUUCGUUGACGAUUUCUCGAAACCCAAAGAUUUUGUGGCUCAUUUAAGAUAUCUCGAAUCAAACGAAACCGCUUACAAAGAAUAUUUUCGAUGGAGAGACGAAUAUAUAGCGGUGGAAAAAGCUGAGAAUUGGUGUGAGCUGUGUGAGAGAAUUUCCUCACCCGAUCCAAAGAUUAACUUCAAAGAGAGGAAGAUGAUUUCCAAGAUCUAUGACGAGUACGCGUGGUGCUUUCAGCGGCCGGUCUGGGAUUUUCCCUAUUUU